ACUGUUACUUGUUUCCUUGCGCAGACACGGACAGGUCAGCGAAGGAGCAAAAUCAAAAUGGCGAGUCAAGAAGAGUCUAUCAGAGAGUUCGUGGCUGUUACUGAUGUGGACGAGGAGAGAGCCCGCUUCUUCUUGGAGUCCGCGGGCUGGAACCUACAGCUCGCUCUUGCCAGCUUCUUUGAAGAUGGCGCCGACGACGACAUAGUGACUCUUCCCCAACCCGAGGGAGGAUCCUCGGUUUCCCGGUCCGCAGGCCCCAGCAGUCAGCCCAGAGUGACCUCCUUAGGAGACCUGAUGGACAUGGCAGAGGAUGACAAUGAUGAGGAGGAAGGCCAGAGGUUUUUCGCGGGUGGAUCAGAGCGCAGCGGACAGCAGAUCGUCGGACCUCCUAAGAAGAAGAGCUCCAACGAGGUGGUGGAGGAUCUGUUCAAAAGAGCCAAGGAACACGGAGCCGUGCCUUUGGACCGGAGCGGGAAAGGACCAGAACCGAGCAGGGCAAAGGCCUUUCUUGGUGGAGGUUACAGGCUGGGAGCAGCUCCUGAGGAGGAGUCCGCCUAUGUGGCCGGAGAGAGUCGCGCCUCCAACAGUCAACAGGAUGUCCACGUGGUUCUGAAGCUGUGGAAGAGCGGCUUUAGUCUGGACGACGGCGAGCUCAGAAACUACAGCGACCCCGGAAACGCAAACUUCCUGGAUGCCAUCAGAAGAGGGGAGAUUCCUCUGGAGCUCAGGCAGCGUACUCGGGGGGGCCAGGUCAACCUGGACAUGGAAGACCACCGAGAUGAAGACUACGUCAAGCCCAAAAUGGCCUUUAAGGCCUUCGAGGGUGAAGGGCAGAAGCUGGGAAGUGCCACUCCAGAACUGGUCUCAGUUCCGCCGUUGUCCCAGCAGGACCAGGCUGCGAAUGAGGCGCAAGCCAGCGCCUCUGUAAACCUCGACCCCUCCCAGCCCACAACCAACAUCCAAAUCCGCCUGGCUGACGGGGGGAAGCUGGUCCAGAAGUUCAACCACACCCACAGGGUGUCAGACCUCCGGCAAUUUGUGGCGGCAGCCCGGCCCACCAUGGCUGCCAGAGAGUUUGUCCUCAUGACCACCUUUCCUAACAAGGAGCUGUCGGAUGAGAGCCUGACGCUGCAGCAGGCCAACCUCCUCAACGCCGUUAUCGUCCAGCGGCUAAAGUGAGGCGGUCACCCCGAGAGCGAGCAAGCCUGCUUUCCGGGCGGCGUGGCGUCUGCGGCCGUGUGGACAAACACGAACUUACAUACAGACUGCUUCAUUUCUGAUUUUUGUUUUUCUUAAAUGAAACGUAACGUUGCGCUCCCCUGCCUCAUCCCCGUCUGCGCCCAGCGGUGAAGCGUUCACUGCAACCACAGAGGCAGAGUCCCCGAGGAGCCUGCGAACGCUGCUAAACUGUGGCUUUAGGAGGAAAUCUGGGGUUUGGAUUUUCUCCUUCACAGUCCAGCUCUCUGAGAGUCUCUCUGAAGAUGGACUCACAAUCUGACCCUGUAGUGAAGCUCAAAGUUUGAUCCCAGGUUUUUAAUUCUCCACACACACAUACUAAAAAAUCUGUUUAGAAUAAAUAAAUUUCCCCCUCCAACUGAUACCAGUAGCCUUAUUUUCCUCUCCUCCUCCAGAACCACCCCUUCCCUUUAUGGAAAAGCAGAAGGAAUUAUUUUUUUAAACUGCCUUUUUCUCCUGAUUUUCUCUUUUACAGAUUUGUCCCAGUUAGAUUGCAGCGUUUUCAUACAGCCUGAUGAAAAGGGGAGGGGCCAGUCUUGUCAGAACACACGUGAACGCUGGUUUAUUGUUGUAGAAUUUGAAAACACUGACAUCUUCUAUGCAUCUCGGGGCAACACAGAAACAUGUUGGGACCUCUGAUUAAAGAAAUCCAUUUUAUGGUUGAUGUAUAACAAA
This is a messenger RNA of Oryzias melastigma (Indian medaka), 1911 nucleotides long. RefSeq names its product NSFL1 (p97) cofactor (p47) (gene nsfl1c). Gene Ontology annotation, molecular function: ubiquitin binding. Bases 58 to 1179 code for a protein of 373 amino acids. The record is from RefSeq and is a predicted model, not a curated record. NCBI's taxonomy places the organism in Eukaryota, Metazoa, Chordata, Actinopteri, Beloniformes, Adrianichthyidae. Gene Ontology annotation, biological process: nuclear membrane reassembly; membrane fusion; autophagosome assembly. The transcript has 9 exons. Gene Ontology annotation, cellular component: nucleus; cytosol.